AUGAGUAAGAGCGUGGAGGUGAGCACGAGGAUGAGCACGAGGAGUGCCGUCGACCUGUGUACCACCACUGUACUUGCAGCCGUCGACCUGUGUACCACCACUGUACCUGGAGCCGUCGACCUGUGUACCACCACUGUACCUGGAGCCGUCGACCUGUGUACCACCACUGUACCUGCAGCCGUCGACCUGUGUACCACCACUGUACCUGCAGCCGUCGAUCUGUGUACCACCACUGUACCUACAGCCGUCGACCUGUGUACCACCACUGUACCUGCAGCCGUCGACCUGUGUACCACCACUGUACCUGCAGCCGUCGACCUGUGUGCCACCACUGUACCUGCAGCCGUCGACCUGUGUACCACCACUGUACCUGCAGCCGUCGACCUGUGUACCACCACUGUACCUGCAGCCGUCGACCUGUGUACCACCACUGUACCUGCAGCCGUCGACCUGUGUACCACCACUGUACCUGCAGCCGUCGACCUGUCCGUCGACCUGUGUACCACCACUGUACCUGCAGCCGUCGACCUGUGUACCACCACUGUACCUGCAGCCGUCGACCUGUGUACCACCACUGUACCUGCAGCCGUCGACCUGUGUACCACCACUACCUGCAGCCGUCGACCUGUGUACCACCACUGUACCUGCAGCCGUCGACCUGUGUACCACCACUACCUGCAGCCGUCGACCUGUGUACCACCACUACCUGCAGCCGUCGACCUGUGUACCACCACUGUACCUGCAGCCGUCGACCUGUGUACCACCACUGUACCUGGAGCCGUCGACCUGUGUACCACCACUGUACCUGCAGCCGUCGACCUGUGUACCACUACUGUACCUACAGCCGUCGACCUGUGUACCACCACUGUACCUACAGCCGUCGUCCUGUGUACCACCACUGUACCUACAGCCGUCGACCUGUGUACCACCACUGUACUUGCAGCCGUCGACCUGUGUACCACCACUGUACCUGGAGCCGUCGACCUGUGUACCACCACUGUACCUGGAGCCGUCGACCCGUGUACCACCACUGUACCUGGAGCCGUCGACCUGUGUACCACCACUGUACCUGGAGCCGUCGACCUGUGUACCACCACUGUACCUGCAGCCGUCGACCUGUGUACCACCACUGUACCUGCAGCCGUCGACCUGUGUACCACCACUGUACCUGCAGCCGUCGACCUGUGUGCCACCACUGUACCUGCAGCCGUCGACCUGUGUACCACCACUGUACCUGCAGCCGUCGACCUGUGUACCACCACUGUACCUGCAGCCGUCGACCUGUGUACCACCACUGUACCUGCAGCCGUCGACCUGUGUACCACCACUGUACCUGCAGCCGUCGACCUGUGUACCACCACUGUACCUGCAGCCGUCGACCUGUGUACCACCACUGUACCUGCAGCCGUCGACCUGUGUACCACCACUGUACCUGCAGCCGUCGACCUGUGUACCACCACUGUACCUGCAGCCGUCGACCUGUGUACCACCACUGUACCUGCAGCCGUCGACCUGUGUACCACCACUGUACCUGCAGCCGUCGACCUGAGCCCCGUGAAAUCGGUAGCCUUUCUGCGGUGCAUGUCGGCAAAAAUGCCAGAUUUAGUAAAUCUUGUUUAUUAA
Procambarus clarkii (red swamp crayfish) is the source of this 1623-nucleotide messenger RNA. The record is from RefSeq and is a predicted model, not a curated record. Lineage: Eukaryota; Metazoa; Arthropoda; Malacostraca; Decapoda; Cambaridae.